Haemonchus placei is the source of this 678-nucleotide messenger RNA. NCBI's taxonomy places the organism in Eukaryota, Metazoa, Nematoda, Chromadorea, Rhabditida, Trichostrongylidae. The record is from the annotation of a GenBank genome assembly.
AUGACGACCGCUCAUCGACCAACAUUCCACCCUGCCCGAGGAGGCACGGGUAGGACGGAAGGAGAUUUAUCGAAACUAUCACAACAAUACUCUUCAAAAGACAUGCCAUCACAUACCAAAUUGAAGUACAGGCAAACAGGUCAAGGCACAGAAGAGGAACUGAGAAGACGGGAUUUACGACGGGAACUGGAGGACAAGGAGAAGAUUGCGUCUCGGGAAAGGCGUAACCGUGAAGCAGCCGCAUCGAGUUCAAGCAGUAAAAGAGCAAGGAUCGAAGAGUCUUCCCACGCAGCGCUGGAUGCGGAUGAGCCGCUCGAUGAACAUGACUCGUCGGAUGAUGACUCGGAUGAGGACGACACUGCAGCACUUAUGGCAGAACUGGAGCGAAUCAAGAAGGAACGUGCGGAAGAGAAAGCUGCAAGAGAAGAAGAGGAAAAGAGGCGAGAGGAGAAAAUUCGCAUGGACAAUAUUCUGGCGGGUAACCCUCUCCUAAAUCCUGGUAACUCUGCUGCAUCGGCUAAUGGCGGAGAGUUCAAGGUCAAGCGAAGGUGGGAUGACGAUGUAGUCUUCAAAAACUGUGCCAAAGGUAUUGAUGAACGCAAAAAGGAGGCCUCAUUCAUCAACGACGCUAUUCGUUCAGAGUUUCACAGAAAGUUCAUGGAUAAAUACAUUAAAUAG